Molecule: messenger RNA, 3753 nt
Organism: Knipowitschia caucasica
Lineage: Eukaryota; Metazoa; Chordata; Actinopteri; Gobiiformes; Gobiidae
Source: the annotation of a GenBank genome assembly
AUGGAUUUCAGCCGUAUACGGAAUAUCAUCACCAGAUACUGUGUGGGGGAGGAGCCCUGGGUGGACAGUCGGACGGUGUACAUCGGACACAAAGAACCCCCUCCAGGAGCAGAAGCCUACAUCCCCCAGCGCUACCCUGACAACCGCAUCGUCUCCUCCAAGUAUACGUUUUGGAACUUCAUUCCCAAGAACUUGUUCGAGCAGUUUCGAAGAAUAGCAAACUUCUACUUUCUGGUUAUUUUCCUGGUUCAGCUCAUCAUCGACACCCCCACCAGCCCCAUCACCAGCGGCCUGCCUCUCUUCUUCGUCAUCACCGUCACCGCCAUAAAGCAGGGCUACGAGGACUGGCUGAGGCACAAGGCGGACUGCUCGAUAAAUGAAUGUCCAGUGAAUGUGGUGCAGCAGGGGAAGGCGGGGAGGACGCAGAGCCACAAGCUGAGGGUGGGGGAUGUGGUCAUGGUGAGGGAGGAUGAGACUUUCCCAUGUGACCUCAUCCUUCUCUCCUCCAGUCGCCACGACGGGACCUGCUACGUCACAACAGCCAGUCUCGACGGGGAGUCCAGUCACAAGACCUAUUAUGCCGUACCAGAUACCAUGGCCUUUCGAACCGAGCAGGAGGUGGAUUCUCUACAUGCCACUAUUGAGUGUGAACAACCGCAGCCUGACCUCUACAAAUUUGUGGGACGCAUCAAUAUAUACAAGGACAAGGACGAGCCAGUGGCUAGACCACUUGGAGCCGAAAACCUUCUUCUCAGAGGAGCGACAUUGAAGAAUACACAACAUAUUUAUGCUGUUGCGAUCUACACUGGUAUGGAGACGAAGAUGGCACUAAACUACCAGUCCAAAUCUCAAAAGCGUUCCGCUGUGGAGAAGUCCAUGAAUGCUUUCCUCAUAGUCUAUCUGUGCAUCUUAAUCAGUAAAGCAGUUAUCAACACUGUUUUGAAGUACGCCUGGCAGUGGUCACCUGACCGAGACGAGCCCUGGUACAACCAUCGCACAGAGCACGAGCGCCAGAGACAUGUGGUCAUUCGAGCUUUCACCGACUUCCUGGCCUUCAUGGUACUAUUCAACUACAUCAUUCCCGUCUCCAUGUACGUGACGGUGGAGAUGCAGAAGUUCCUGGGGUCCUACUUCAUCACGUGGGACGAGGACAUGUUCGACGAGGAGCUGGGAGAGGGCGCGCAGGUCAACACCUCGGACCUGAACGAGGAACUGGGCCAGGUGGAGUAUGUGUUCACUGAUAAAACCGGCACGCUGACUGAAAACAACAUGGAGUUUAUCGAGUGCUGUGUGGAUGGCAACGUCUACAUCCCCCACGCCAUCUGUAACGGCCAGAUCCUCAGCGCCGCCUCCAGUAUAGACAUGAUCGAUUCUUCUCCUGGAGGAUACCGGAGAGAGCAUGAGGAUCUGUUCUUCAGGGCGCUGUGCUUAUGCCACACGGUUCAGGUCAAAGAGGAGGAGACCGUGGAUGGUAUUAAGAGAGGCCUCCACCAGGGCAGACCCACCUCCUUCUACAUAUCCUCCUCCCCUGACGAGGUCGCUCUUGUGGAGGGAAUGAAAAGGCUGGGCUACACGUACUUGCGCCUGAGAGACAACCACAUGGAGAUACUCAACAAAGACGACGAGAUUGAGAGAUUUGAGUUGUUACAUGUCCUAAACUUUGACUCUGUGAGAAGAAGAAUGAGUGUCAUAGUCAGAACAAGCUCAGGAGAGGUCCUGCUGUUCUGUAAAGGAGCAGACUCGUCUAUCUUUCCACGGGUGGUGUCUGGGAAAGUGGAGCAAGUUAAAGCCCACGUGGAGCAAAACGCUGUGGAGGGGCUGAGGACACUGUGCGUCGCCUUCAAACGUUUAUCAGAGGCCGAGUAUCAAGAAGCGUGCUACCAUCUGAACGAAGCCAAGCUCGCCCUGCAGGACAGGGAGCAGAGGCUGGCACAGGCCUAUGACAUCAUCGAGAGAGACCUGGUUCUGUUGGGAGCCACCGCAGUGGAGGACAGGCUCCAGGAGAAAGCAGCGGACACUAUUGAAUCACUGCACAAGGCUGGGAUGAAAGUUUGGGUCCUGACAGGAGACAAGAUGGAGACGGCUGCAGCCACCUGUUACGCCAGCAAGCUUUUCCGUCGCAGCACGCAGAUCCUGGAGCUGACCAAGAAGCGCACUGAGGAGCAGAGCCUGCACGACGUCCUGUUUGAGCUGAACCGGACAGUCCUCAGACAGCGCUCUAUCUCAGGCCUGUCUGUGGACUGCUUGGACUUCGGUCUGAUCAUAGACGGGGCCACACUCUCUGCCGUCCUGAAGCCCAGUCAGGAGGGCGCUGGUUCUUCUGGAAACUACAGAGAGAUCUUCCUCGAUAUUUGUCGGAACUGCAGCGCCGUCCUCUGCUGCCGCAUGGCCCCACUGCAGAAAGCACAGAUUGUGAAAUUAAUAAAAGCUUCUAAAGAGCACCCUAUAACUCUUGCCAUUGGGGACGGUGCCAAUGAUGUCAGCAUGAUCCUGGAGGCACAUGUGGGCAUUGGGAUCAUGGGUAAAGAAGGUCGCCAGGCAGCAAGAAACAGCGACUAUGCCAUCCCCAAGUUUAAGCACUUAAAAAAGAUCCUCCUUGUACACGGACACUACUACUACAUCCGAAUAGCUGAGCUCGUGCAGUACUUCUUCUACAAGAAUGUAUGCUUCAUAUUCCCACAGUUCCUGUAUCAGUUUUUCUGUGGGUUUUCUCAACAACCUCUUUACGACACAGCGUACCUAACACUGUACAACAUCAGCUUCACCUCGCUGCCCAUCCUCCUCUACAGCUUAGUGGAGCAGCACGUGUCUGUCGAGACGUUAAAGAAGGAGCCUUCACUGUACAGGGAUAUCGCAAAGAACUCGCUCCUCCGCUGGCCGGUCUUCCUCUACUGGACGUGUCUGGGAGUGUUCGACGCUGUAAUCUUCUUCUUCGGUGCCUACUUCCUGUUCGACAACACCACAUUCACCAGCAAUGGCCAGCUUAUGACCACCAACACGCAGAUGAUGUUUGGCAACUGGACAUUUGGGACUUUGGUCUUCACUGUGCUUGUGUUCACCGUGACACUAAAGCUUGCCUUGGAUACACACCACUGGACCUGGAUCAAUCACUUUGUCAUCUGGGGGUCAUUACUCUUUUACGUCAUCUUCUCGCUUCUCUGGGGCGGCAUCAUUUGGCCGUUCCUCAACUACCAGAGGAUGUACUACGUGUUCAUGCAGAUGCUCUCCAGUGGUCCGGCUUGGCUCAGCAUCAUCUUGCUCAUCACCAUCAGCCUCUUGCCAGAUGUCAUCAAGAAGGUCCUGUGUCGGGCCAUGUGUCCCACUGCGACCGAGCGCGCACAGAGGGUAAUGACAGAGGGGGUCCUGGAUGACUUUGGGACCCCCGCACCCCUUGCUACCACUGAGCGAGAGCCUCUGCGUGUGGCGCCCCAAAAACCUCAGCCAAUCACAGCCCUGCUCCGUAGCUGGGCUCAGGACGCCAUGAGUAACGAGGAGACCGUGCGGGGGGUCGUGGCCGAGCUGACCCCACUGUCGUCACGGCGAUCCUACAGAAGCACGAGCGCCCAAUCCUCCCACCUGCACCUGAGCCCCGCGGAGGCCCUGUCGCUGCACAUGUCGGACACCUUCCCCCAAAAGAUACUGACCGGUCUGACCGAGAGGGGGGGGGCAGACCUGUACCUCAGCCCCUACUUGCUCCGCCUGUCCGGGGCCGGAUUUGCUCACUACGCUCCAGGCCCAGAAACGACUGUAUGA